This is a messenger RNA of Urocitellus parryii (Arctic ground squirrel), 5517 nucleotides long. NCBI's taxonomy places the organism in Eukaryota, Metazoa, Chordata, Mammalia, Rodentia, Sciuridae. The record is from RefSeq and is a predicted model, not a curated record.
GCGGGAGGGCGCGCGCCGGGGCUGCUAGCUCGCUCGCUCGCUCCCUCCCUCCCUCCGCCAGCGGGUUUAGUCAGCCAGCCAGGCAGCUAGCAGCCGGCGGGCCCGCGAGCCGCAGAGGACCCGAGCCUCGGACGCCGGCGCCGCCUCCUGCCAUUGUUCAUCGGGCUGUAGCAGCUGCAGGCGCGGGAUCCCGGGCCCGGGAGCUACCGCAACAUCAUGACAACAGAGAAAAGUUUAGUGGUCGAGGCUGAAAAUUCUCAGCACCAACAACAGAAGGAAGAGGGCGAGGGAGCCACAAACUCAGGACAGCAGGAAGCUCAACUGGAAGAGGCUUCUCAAGCAGCAGCUGAAGGGGACAAUCAGUGUGAGCAGAAGCUGAAGACAUCCAAUGGAGACACUCCGACUCACGAAGACCUGAACAAGAACAAGGAUCGGACAUCAGAAAGCAGAGGCCUCUCGCGACUGCUCUCCUCAUUUCUCAAAAGGCCCAAAUCUCAGGUCUCUGAGGAAGAAGUCAAAGAGGGAGAGUCAGAUAAAGAAAGAGGUGAAGGAGGUCAGAAAGAGACAGAAUUUGGAACCAGUCUUGAUGAAGAAAUUAUUUUAAAGGCCCCAAUUGCUGCACCUGAACCUGAGCUCAAAACAGAUCCUUCCUUGGACCUUCAUUCAUUAAGCAGUGCAGAAACACAGCCAGCUCAGGAAGAACACAGAGAAGAUCUAGAUUUUGAAACUAAGGAAGGAGAAGGAAUUGAAGAGUUCUCCAAAACAGAAGUAAAAGAAGAUCCUGAGUCAAAAACAGAAAGAGAAUUAAAAGCUUCCCAGAAAUCAGUCAGACGACACAGAAACAUGCACUGCAAGGUUUCUUUGUUGGAUGACACAGUUUAUGAAUGUGUCCUGGAGAAACAUGCUAAGGGACAAGAUUUGCUUAAAAGAGUAUGUGAACACCUCAAUCUUUUGGAGGAAGACUACUUUGGUCUAGCCAUUUGGGACAGUGUAAGCUCUAAGACAUGGCUGGAUUCUGCCAAAGAAAUCAAAAAGCAAGUUCGAGGUGUCCCAUGGAAUUUUACAUUCAACGUAAAGUUUUAUCCACCUGAUCCAGCACAGUUAACAGAAGACAUAACAAGAUAUUAUUUAUGUCUUCAGCUUCGACAGGACAUUGUUGCAGGACGUCUGCCCUGUUCCUUUGCAACCUUAGCAUUAUUGGGUUCUUACACCAUCCAGUCUGAGCUGGGAGACUACGAUCCAGAACUCCAUGGUGUGGAUUAUGUUAGUGAUUUUCAUCUGGCCCCAAAUCAGACCAAGGAACUUGAAGAGAAGGUCAUGGAACUGCAUAAAUCAUACAGAUCCAUGACUCCAGCUCAGGCUGACUUGGAAUUUCUUGAGAAUGCCAAAAAGUUGUCUAUGUAUGGUGUCGAUCUGCAUAAAGCAAAGGACUUGGAGGGAGUGGAUAUCAUCCUAGGUGUCUGCUCUAGUGGCCUUUUGGUUUACAAAGAUAAGUUGAGAAUUAACCGUUUUCCUUGGCCCAAAGUACUGAAGAUUUCUUAUAAACGCAGCAGCUUUUUCAUCAAGAUCCGGCCUGGAGAGCAAGAACAAUACGAAAGUACCAUUGGAUUCAAACUUCCCAGUUACCGAGCAGCUAAGAAAUUAUGGAAAGUCUGUGUAGAACAUCACACAUUUUUCAGACUGACAUCUACAGACACCAUUCCCAAAAGCAAAUUUCUUGCCCUGGGAUCCAAAUUUCGAUAUAGCGGCCGGACUCAAGCUCAGACCAGGCAAGCUAGUGCUCUGAUUGACAGGCCUGCCCCACACUUCGAGCGCACAGCAAGCAAACGGGCAUCCCGGAGUCUCGAUGGAGCAGCAGCUGCUGAUUCAGCAGACCGAAGUCCUCGGCCCACCUCUGCACCAGCCAUUGCUCAGAGUCAAGUCACUGAGGGCAACGGCCCAGAGGCAUCUGCCAAAAAAACACCGAAGGAAACAGUGAAGGUUGAAGGGAAAAGAGAAGAGGAGCCACCGGAGCAAGCUGAGCCAGAGCCCACAGAAGCAUGGAAGGUGGAAAAAACCCACAUCGAGGUCACAGUACCCACCUCAAAUGGUGACCAAACACAGAAGCUUGCAGAAAAACCCGAAGAUCUGAUAAGAAUGAGGAAGAAAAAGAGAGAGAGACUAGAUGGUGAAAACAUUUAUAUCAGACAUAGCAAUUUAAUGUUGGAGGAUUUGGACAAAAGUCAAGAAGAGAUCAAAAAACAUCAUGCCAGCAUUAGUGAGCUGAAAAAGAACUUCAUGGAGUCUGUGCCAGAACCACGGCCCAGCGAAUGGGAUAAACGCUUGUCUACUCAUUCCCCGUUCCGGACACUUAACAUCAACGGGCAAAUCCCCACAGGAGAAGGACCCCCACUGGUGAAGACUCAGACUGUCACUAUAUCAGAUACUGCAAAUGCUGUGAAAAGUGAAAUCCCGACCAAAGACGUCCCCAUUGUCCACACCGAGACCAAGACCAUCACUUAUGAGGCUGCCCAGACUGAGGACAGCAAUGGGGACUUGGACCCGGGAGUCUUGCUGACAGCCCAGACCAUCACAUCUGAGACCACAAGCAGCACCACCACAACUCAGAUUACCAAGACUGUAAAAGGUGGAAUAUCAGAGACCCGGAUUGAGAAGAGAAUUGUGAUCACAGGAGAUGCUGAUAUUGACCAUGACCAGGUCCUUGUACAAGCCAUCAAGGAGGCAAAAGAACAGCACCCAGACAUGUCUGUGACCAAGGUGGUUGUCCAUCAGGAGACUGAGAUCGCUGAGGACUGAGCUCAGGAACUGUCCUGUCCCCAACUCCCUGCCCUUCUCCCAUCCAAGAAAAACCAGCAAUGAUACAGAGCCAACCUGCAAUAGUCAGACUUCAGACUUUCAAGAUUACUUUAAACCACCAGGAAGUUUUCAUUUUCUAUUUGGAGUUUAUACCAAGAGAUUCUUCUAGCUAUCACUGAUCCUUUUGAAGACCUUUUUCUAUAUUGUGAUACCAGAAAUUGCUCAGCUUUUCACUCUAUGGACUAUUUCUAAAGAGUUUUUUACGGGGUGGUUUGUAACCCCUCCAACCUAGCCUCUCCCCAUUUAUUUCCAGCCCAGAUACUAACAGGGUCCCCAGAAUUCUUCAGGAAAUCCUCCAGAGACCCUGUCAGCUGUGUUGGAGGCCAAAGUCAGCUCAGUGGGACUCCCCGCUCCUGCCCUAGUUUUACGCCCUCUGGAUGACAGCGAAACUUCAUGAACCAGCUCUUUCUCAGAGCUAAGAUGCCACUUUACCAGAAUGUCAGGCAGCAUGACUGCCCUGAUCCACAGACCCCAGAAAAAUGUCCUGUCCCUCUGUUAGAGUGUUUUUGGUGAGGCAGAGACCUCCGCUGAGAAUGUAGUGCUGUUCUCCCUCCCUCGCGCGCGCUCUGUUUUGGAGCUUCUUUUGGUCAGAGACAUAAGAAGUUGCUUCAGGUAGAUCUGAUACUGUGAAUGUUUGAACAUACCCGUGGCCUUCACCUCCCCAGUUGCCCUUGUACCUCAGCAGCAGCGGUGGCUCUGCCAAGCACUCCCCUAGGCUCCCGUCUCAGGAGACCAAAACUCACGGAAAAGUAGGCACCUUUGGCCAAAAGCUCUACUCUAAUGGAAUGUUUUCAGUGGCGGUUUGGGGAAGGAAAGCUAAUGAGGUUUUUAGAAUAAGGUGUUCUAGUUCUGGGAGUGCGCACUUCAUGCUGAGGAGUGGCGCUUACCUCAGUCUUCUAAGGAGUGUUUCAGGUAACCAGGUCUGGGCCUUUCUUAAUUUAUUGUCACAAGGGAUGUAGCUCAGACAGGAGGCUGUGUUCUCUAACCUUCCUCCUGAGAGGCACCUGCCUGAGGACAUCCUUCUGGAGCAAGGGGAUUAUCGGCUUCUAGGGACCAUCCCUCCCACAGGACACCACAUGAUGGGAAUAAGCCCUAGGGCUGCUCAUCCCCCCUCACCACCUGAGGUCUGUCAGGUUUUGUGGGCUUGAUUUUGUGGUGGGUUUUGGAUUUAAGUUUUUUAUUUGCCUUGGUUUUGAAAGUGAGGACUGAUGUCCCCAAUUCCUGGUAAGGAUUUGGGGCAUUUUUAUUCAAUAGGGCUUCUCUAAUCCUCCAGCUUGCUUCCCACAACAGAUCUGCCUGGAAGCUUCUUAGAAUCCUAAUUCUAGGCUAGAAGCGAACUUCAUGAGAUUAGUCAGUGAGUCACUGACAGCAAUCACCGGGGCUCAAGGACACUGAGCAUGAGCACAGUCUGAAGCCAGCAGCACGUGUCCAAAGUCUCUACUAGCCGAGUGUUACUUAGACAAACUCAGCUGAUUUGAACUGAUUGCGAGUGUGUGCGUUUUUUUCUUUUAGUUCUCACGUGAGACCACUAUUGCCAACAGGCAGCUCAGGAGGGAGGGGAGAGUCGGGGGAGUUAUGACAGGCUGGGGGCCAGCGGGUUGUUCUGUCUCAGGAGCAGAUGUACAGGCUGUGGCAUAGGGUCUGGCGUGAUGAGGCUUUCUGGGGGCCCAAGCCAGGACUGUGUUGUCAGGUUUGAACCCCUGUCCCAUCAAACAGAUGGAUAAUGAGCUUACUUUCAAGUGGUCAGGUGUCCUGCCGAAGGAGCUACCAGCGCUCACGAUGCGGAAACCUAGAGCUGGGCGCAGUGGUACGCACCCAGGAUCCGGCUGCUUGGGAGGCUGAGGCAGGAGUUUUGUAAGUUUGUAUCCAGCCUUAGCAACAGAGCAAGACCCUAUCUCCAAAACAAACAAAAACUGGAGACCUGUGGGAGGAAGAGGAUGGGCGAACGGAGGGUCGAAUGCAUGUCUCCAGCAUCCCCAAUGUUCUGUGCUCUCCAGAUCAGUGUGGCAGCCUUCAUAGCACAGGACCUCGCAUCUGGGGACCUAAGCUUUCCUCAGCUCUGCCGCCAGCUCCCUCCUUCUCUGUCAGUUGAACCAGAAUUACACUAACUUCCUCCCAGGCCGCUUCCCCUUCCUCCCAUUCUGGCAACAGAUCUUGGAGUUUGGCAAUUGUUUGGAUUUUUUUUUUCUUUCAUUCUGCAAUUGUGUGUAUGUGUGAGAAGAAAAAAAUAGACUGUCCAGGUAGAAAUGGUAAUGCGUGGGGAGGAGAGUCACACUUCCAGGGUCCCAGACAGCGAUUCCUAAAGUGACUCAGACACACCACAGUAACAACUCUCACUGCCAUUUUAUUUUUACUUCAGAACUAAAGAUUUCCUUCAAACCACAGGAGAGCUCUGCCACCUACCCACGAAGCAAGGUCUGCACUCACAACCAAGGGCCCAGGAAGCCUAAYGGCAGGGGACAUCAUUCCCCGCCCCCACUGGGGCCAUCACUAUAUUCUGGGGGAACCUUGAGCAGCCAGGGGUGAGGAGACCACCAUCUACCUUGGGAAAUGGAGCCAGAGCUAUGGCUUGACCAACACCCCUUGAUGCUCAUGGGAAACCUCUGCCCAGGAGCUCAGCCCCAGGCUGGUUGUUUUUACAAAUCUCUCUCAAAUGUAUUA